Molecule: messenger RNA, 1239 nt
Organism: Brassica oleracea var. oleracea
Lineage: Eukaryota; Viridiplantae; Streptophyta; Magnoliopsida; Brassicales; Brassicaceae
Product: transcription factor MYB21-like
Exons: 3
Coding region: 332-1030 (232 amino acids)
Biological process (GO): regulation of DNA-templated transcription
Cellular component (GO): nucleus
Molecular function (GO): DNA-binding transcription factor activity; sequence-specific DNA binding
Source: RefSeq, a predicted model, not a curated record
ACGGGCAUGGAUGAGGAAACUAUGUUAUUGUAUAUGGUUAGGUCGUGAAAGGUGUUAUACAUAGUCACAUGUGUUACUAUAUCCCAAUUACAAAGUUUAUUAUAUGAUGAUUAAUUAAAACUUUAAGCUAAUGACCAUACAUAUAUGAUUAAUUAAGAAUUUGGAUUAUGGUUUGCUAAUCACGCGGUCAAUUUAGUCUCUAUAAAAGCAGUUGCGCACCUUCCACAACCUUCAAUAUCAACUCACCACAACCUUCUCUCUUACUCGUCACUCUUUCUUUUAUAUUCCUCUCCAUCUAGCUAUAAGUUAUCAAUUAAUAAAUAAGAAUAAAAUGGACAAAAGAGGAGGAAUAUGUAGUGGAGGUUCGGGAUCAUCAGGAGAAACAGAGGUGAGAAAGGGACCGUGGACGAUGGAAGAAGAUCUUAUUCUUAUCAACUAUAUUGCCAACCACGGCGAUGGCGUUUGGAACACUCUCGCCAAAUCUGCAGGUCUAAAACGCACCGGGAAAAGUUGCCGGCUCCGGUGGCUGAACUAUCUCCGCCCUGACGUACGACGUGGAAACAUCACGCCGGAGGAGCAACUUAUCAUCAUGGAACUUCAUGCUAAGUGGGGAAACAGGUGGUCAAAAAUCGCUAAACACCUUCCAGGAAGAACCGACAACGAGAUCAAAAAUUUCUGGAGGACAAGAAUACAAAAAUACAUCAAACAAACCGAUGUAGCAGCAACUGCAACGUCGUCCGUUGGAUCUCAGAGUUCAGAAAUCAAUGAUCACGCUGCAAGCACGUCGGCCCAUAAUGUCUUUUGUGCACAAGAUCAGGCGAUGGAUACUUAUUCUCCUACAACAACGUCGUAUCAACAUACCAAUAUGGAAUUCAACUAUGGUAACUACUCUGCGCCUGUGGCUCCGGUGACUACGGCUGCGACGACAGCAGAUUAUUCGGUACCGAUGACCGUUGAUGAUCAAACCGGUGAAAACUAUUGGGGCAUGGAUGAUAUCUGGUCAUCAAUGCAUUUACUCAAUGGUAAUUGAUUAACAACGAUCGCUCGGAAAACAAAAUAUGGAAUAUUACUUUGAGAUUUGUGAUUUUUAGUACCGUGAUUAGUACGCGACAUGUAUAUGGUUUUUGCCUCGACGUUUCGAGGUUUGGGAAUAUACUUUUUAUAUAAUAUCAAUAAUCAUAAUCCUUGAUAUAUAUUUUGAACUUUAUUGCAACCCGUUGGAUGUUAUACAUAAAUAAA